Messenger RNA from Microdochium trichocladiopsis, 462 nucleotides. RefSeq lists its product as uncharacterized. Bases 1 to 426 code for a protein of 141 amino acids. NCBI's taxonomy places the organism in Eukaryota, Fungi, Ascomycota, Sordariomycetes, Xylariales, Microdochiaceae. The transcript has 2 exons. The record is from RefSeq and is a predicted model, not a curated record.
AUGAAGUUCUCUACCAUCUUCCAGACCGUCGCUGCCGUCGCCACUACCGGCUUCGUCACCGUCAUGGCCGACAAUGCCACCGCCGACGAGGCAGAGUGCGGCUUCGGCGGCCUUUACCAGCCGGAUCUCAUGAGACUGCCCGACAACAUCGACCGCGACAGUAUUCGCAAGUGCAAGGAGCACCCCCUGGGUUCCGCCACCGCCCUGCUUGGCCGGCGUGACUGCUACCACGACGCUCCUUUUGGCUGCACGGACGGCUACUGCUGGAAGCAGUGUGGCGCUACGGGAUCCGGCCAGUGGUGCUGGACUGCCGGUAACGGGGGCUUCGGCGAAUGGAUCGGCUGCAGCACCAACCAGCAGUGCAAUCAGCAGCAGGAUUGCGGCGUUGGACCUGGCGACUGCGGCUCUUGCGGAUGCAGCUGCUAAGACAGUGAGCCGGAACAGCUGCCUGCCUCGCCUUCC